CUGAUGAGGAUUCACCCUUCUUUCCGCUUGCAAGCUCAAGACUCCUCUUAUAUUCAGUUGCCAGCGUAAACCACCCCCAAUCCUUUCUCUCCCUUUCAAUUUUGUUUGUUUUUGGAAUUAUGAUUCCUUCGUAAUAUUUUUUAUUAUGUUUGUGGGUUUUCUGAGAUAUGAGGAAAUGGGGGAUUGUACGAUUUUUCUUCUGGUUUGCAGUGUCCAUGGCUCCUUGAGAGUUGUGUGUCCUCCUUUCUCAUGUACUUGGAGCCGCCGGAGAUUUACCUGCGGGCAAGGCUGAACAGGGUGUUCUGCAGCUCCUCGUCGGCCGACUUUGUGUGGGAGCCAAAACUUCCCUCCACCUAUAAGUUCCUGGUGGAUAAAGUACUGGGAGAGAAAAUGGCGCCGGAGAAGAGAACCUUGAGCAACCAGAAGGAGCUUUUCAUAUCUGUUUCCACCGACAACACUCUGACAACCCUUCCCGAAAGAUUGAGGUUCACACCCACGCGCAGCGUAAGGAAGGAGAUCCCUCCCUUCCCUUGAUGGCGAAGAUCGGCACUAAGCAAGAUCUGGCAAAGAUCUGACGAGCUGGGAGAAGACUGGCGAUGGGCGACGAUUGCGGAGAUAUUUGACGAAUAGGUAACUAUCUGGGAAGUCGACAUUGCGGCAGAACCACCAUCUUAUCUCCUUCACUAGCGUUGUUGUUGUCGAAGUCAACAAGUCAGAGUCAUCGCCUGCCUUUCUACAUUGCCGACGCCGGCCUCAUCCUUCGCUCCUCCGCACCUGGGAUUUUAGAAGAUGGUGGUUCCUGAAUGUUCAUCCCCAAAUCAAUUGGUUUGGGAUUC
Linum trigynum is the source of this 836-nucleotide messenger RNA. NCBI's taxonomy places the organism in Eukaryota, Viridiplantae, Streptophyta, Magnoliopsida, Malpighiales, Linaceae. The record is from the annotation of a GenBank genome assembly.